Messenger RNA from Halteromyces radiatus, 1107 nucleotides. RefSeq lists its product as uncharacterized. The transcript is spliced from 3 exons. NCBI's taxonomy places the organism in Eukaryota, Fungi, Mucoromycota, Mucoromycetes, Mucorales, Cunninghamellaceae. The coding region runs from base 131 to 1039 and encodes 302 amino acids. The record is from RefSeq and is a predicted model, not a curated record.
UUUUUUUUUUUUUUUUUUUUAUAUCUAGUAUGGUGAAAUAAUUCCCAGUCGGACAUUGAUUAAUAGUUAAACUUUUUUGCUUGUAGACCGCACUCUCUUCCCUUCUCUUUCAUUAUAAAAUAUACUUUUUAUGGUCGCACCAAUUUAUACACCCACUAAACGAAUUUAUAGUUGUGAUGAUGAUUUUUUCAAAGAAGGAAAUAUUGCUCUUAGAGCAUAUUGGUUAGAACGAGAUGCAGCAGCCGAUCUUGAUAUUGAUAUGAUUCGACAAGAAGCAACUACAUUAACAAAUGUUUUUAAUUAUCGACCCAUAUUUUGUGAAUUACCUUCCUGUAUCCAUCGACAUGGUGAACCUAUUGCAUUUCCCUCAUUAUCCGCCUAUGAAGCUCAUUAUGAAGCUCAACAUCGCAACACUUGUUCCAUUUGUGGUUUACCUUUCCCAGGAUCUCAUUGGUUACAACUUCACCUCGAUGAAUGUCACAACGUUUUGAAUCAAAUCAGAAAAGACCGUGGGGAAAAGAUUUAUGAAUGUUAUGUAGAAUCAUGCAACAAACAAUUUAGUACACCCAAGAUGCGACGCCUUCAUUUGAUUGACAAACAUCAUUAUCCCAAAUUCUUUCCAUUUGAUCUGGUGGUCACAGGUACUCUUAGUAUUGCUGAUCGUCAACAACGACGACAAAAGGGCAAAUCAAGGAAGAAUCCCAAUCAACAUCAUACAACAAAAAUCAUUAAAGAAAGUGUCAAGGAAGCAGAUAAUAUAGAAACCCAUUCUCUAUCAUCAGAUCCUAUGGCUAUGGAUAUCGAUGCUCUUACAACCGGAAUAUCUCGAAUCAAUAUACCCUCAAGUAUCUCUUUUGGUCGCGGUAGGAAAUCAGCUUGGACUCGAUCAAGACAACAACAUGAUAUUAACCAUACUGGCAAUGCUAUCUCAAAAAACAAUCCAUCGAUGUCAGAUACUCAACCUGAAAUAUUCAAACCGAAUCGAAGACAAAGACGACUGGCUGAUGGAACGACAAGAACAACAAUGGAUAUAGAAUAGACCUUUAUAUAUUAUAUUAGUGUUAAUAUUAGAAUUAGUAUUGAUUGUACAUAUUUUUUUUUUUUUUU